Molecule: messenger RNA, 1566 nt
Organism: Corticium candelabrum
Lineage: Eukaryota; Metazoa; Porifera; Homoscleromorpha; Homosclerophorida; Plakinidae
Product: probable serine/threonine-protein kinase DDB_G0271682
Exons: 9
Coding region: 54-1364 (436 amino acids)
Biological process (GO): regulation of apoptotic process; signal transduction; protein phosphorylation
Cellular component (GO): cytoplasm
Molecular function (GO): protein kinase activity; ATP binding
Source: RefSeq, a predicted model, not a curated record
AUGACAAUUCCAGGCGCGAAGCACUUUUUUACUUCUCGCUCGCUACAUCGUACAUGGAGUUUCUCAUCAAGUCAUUUGAUCGGAGCACUUUAAAAUACAACGACAAAGAUGACUUCGUCGACUCAGGCAGCUUUGGCGAAGUCUUUCGGGCAGAAAGAACGGACACGAACGAUAUCGUCGCGGUGAAGGUUCUGAGCGGGCCAAGAAGACUAAAAGAAGAGCAGGAGCGAAUGUUUCGAAAGGAAGUCGCCAUUUUGAGUGGACUGGCUCAUCCCAAUAUUGUCAAGUUUUUGGGCGUGUGUUUCCAUGCGUCGUUCUACGCGUUUGUUAUGGAGUUCGUGGAGAAUGGCAAUCUCGAUGCGUUACUGUUGGAGAAACUCGAAGUUCACUUGGACUGGCGUGAGUGGGUGUGUCUUGCAAGAAUGGCGCGUGAAGUUGCUGUCGCCAUGGAGUAUCUGCAUCGUCAACAGCCGCCUAUUGUUCACAGGGAUCUGAAGAGUGCUAACAUUCUGGUCGAUGCUAAUUACCAUUGCAAGGUCAGUGACUUUGGUCUCUCAAAAGUGCGAGGCAUUUCUACUUUUACUACAGCAAGACAAAAGAAAAACUUCAAUCCAAACGGUACUCUGCCAUUCAUUCCUCCCGAGCGAUUCGAUCAAUCGGAAGUUGAAGAGAAAGCUCGGAAAGGAGACGUCUACUCGUAUGGAAUGAUACUAUGGCAGAUGAAGGAAAAGGCGAGACCAUUUGGUGAUAAUGAUGUUGCUAUUCGAGCUAUGGUUCUUUCUGGAGCGAGGCCGGCAAUUACUGAGUCUGACGACUGUCCAAGUCAAGUAACGAGUCUUAUCAAAGUGUGUUGGGCACAGAAACCUGAUCAAAGACUAGACUUUAGAGAUAUUGUUGUCAAAUUGAACGAUGUUGUCAUUAACACGCCCGAUGGAAGAUCAUCUGCGAAUUUUUCAGAUAAAUGCGAUAGUGUGAGGGUAGUUUACAGUAGUCCUACGGUGCCGUGUCAACCAUCUGGUUCAACAAAGAACGACAAUGCAGGAAGCAGUUCAACACCAUCAAAUCUUCCAUCAAAAGAACACGAACGAAAGAUAAAAUUCUAUUGGAUGGAAUUGCUUGCCGAUCUGGAGGUAAAAGGCGUAUUGAAUAAAAUGUAUUCUAAGAUCAAACAUUUUGAUAAGAGCGAAUACGAUAACAUGGCGUCAUCUCGAACUGGUGCUAAAGACCUUUUGAUGUGGUUAUCGCGAAGAGGCAAAGACGAGUACGACGUAUUUUUGGAGGCACUGAAGCAUUCGCAACCUCAUCUGCAUGAAAUGUUGUGCAAGCCAAAUCCAGAAUUUGAUAAAUUUUUUAGGAAAGCUUAGGUCUGUUUUGAGUGACCGAAGUGGCUUCUAGAGAGGCUCAGUAGGAAAGUGGCUUUUUAGCUUUGUGUGUUGCCUUGUUACUGGGUGAUGAGUGAAAUCGAUUUCGAUACCAUUUGGCUUUGUAAAUUUUUGACAUUUUGGAUAUCAUUUUAUUUGGCGUAGGCUGUACUUGAUUUGCAAUACAUCAUAUAGACCAUCUCAA